Molecule: messenger RNA, 5451 nt
Organism: Austrofundulus limnaeus
Lineage: Eukaryota; Metazoa; Chordata; Actinopteri; Cyprinodontiformes; Rivulidae
Gene: xpo5
Product: exportin 5
Exons: 33
Coding region: 99-3764 (1221 amino acids)
Biological process (GO): protein export from nucleus; RNA export from nucleus
Cellular component (GO): nucleus; cytoplasm; RNA nuclear export complex
Molecular function (GO): nuclear export signal receptor activity; small GTPase binding; RNA binding
Source: RefSeq, a predicted model, not a curated record
CUGUUGCUUUCACCUGUGUAGGCACGCGGCUCGCUGGAGCAGUUGUUUUGCAUAAGGGAGUUGCUUGCUUUACGGUGUGACCGAAGCUACCUGAAGUCAUGGCUGAACAGGUUGCUUCCACGUGUGAGCAGCUUAUUAAAGCUGUGAUUAUGAUAAUGGAUGCAGAAACAAGCCAAAUUUACCGAACGGAGGCAUUAAAGUUUUGUGAAGAGUUUAAAGAGACAAGCACACUGUGUGUCCCAUGUGGCCUACAACUAGCUGACAAAACCCAGCCAGCUGUGGUGAGACACUUUGGUUUGCAAAUACUGGAGCACGUCAUCAAAUUCAGAUGGAACGACAUGCGACAACAAGAGAAGGUGCAGUUAAAGGAGUGUGCUAUGCAGCUGCUAUCAACUGGUACUCGUUCUAUCCUGGAGGAAGAGAGCCAUGUCAAAGAUGCCCUGUCUCGAAUAACCGUGGAAAUGAUCAARAGGGAAUGGCCUCAAAAUUGGCCAGCUAUGUUAAAAGAGAUGGAUGCUCUUACUCGCCAAGGGGAGACACAGACAGAACUCGUCAUGUUGAUUCUUUUGAGACUGGCAGAAGAUGUGAUCACCUUCCAGACGUUGCCCACCCAGCGACGCCGAGACAUUCAGCAGACUCUCACUCUAAACAUGGAUAGCAUCUUCAGUUUUAUAUUGAMCAUUCUGCAAAAUAAUGUUGAGGAGUAUCGUAAAGUGAAAGAAAUACCCGGACAUGAACUUCAGGCCAGAGCUCACUGUCGAGUUGCUGUGGCAGUACUUAAUACUCUCGCAGGCUACAUAGACUGGGUGUCUUUGGUACACAUCACCUCCGGAAACUGUAAGUUGCUGGAGAUAUUGUGUCUGCUGCUGAGUGAACCGGAUCUGCAGCUGGAGGCUUCAGAGUGUCUUCUCAUUGCUUUGAGUCGGAAGGGAAAACUGGAGGAGAGGAAGCCGUUCAUGUUGCUGUUUAACGAUGUGGCCAUUAACUACAUCCUCUCUGCAGCCCAGUCAGCAGAUUGUGUCGCAAUCUGUACGAACUCCUCAGAAUCCCAGGCAGUGGAGGUGGUGGAACGGCGGUACAAUUUCCUAAAGAGGCUCUGUCAGGUCUUGUGCGCUCUSGGAUUCCAGCUCUGCUCAUUGGUGGGUUCACAAGUGCAGGUUGAAGCACCUGGUAAUCUCAGCAAGUACAUGGAUGCCUUAUUUGCCUUCACUAUGCAUUCCAGUGUGUUUUUAAAAUCCUUUACUGUGCCAACUUGGACAGCUUUGUUCAAACACGAGACUCUGUCAAAAGUCACAGCUGUUGUGGAAAUGGCCAUGAAAUACCUCAAAGCUACAAUGACCACUCUUGUUAGGACCGGCUUCCCUUCUCGAAACGACAGCCUGAGUUGUGUGUACUCUCGUUUGGACUUUGACAGCGACGAAGACUUCAACAUGUUCUUCACCUCUUAUCGAGGGCAGCAGGGGGAUGUUGUGAGAUGUAURAGUCGCAUUGUUCCACUAGAGGCUUUCCAGACAGCAGCAGAAUGUUUACAAUUUCAGAUUGCCAGUCCCAUUGAUCCCGGAGACGCCAAAUGUAAGACUGCAGGGGGUAUGUGUUCUCUGCUUUCUCCAUCAGUCAUCCAGUGGGAUGCGGCCACAGUCUUUAUGGAGGGUGUCAUGUCUCAGAUCAUUAAAAAUUUGGAGGAGGAGAAGCUGCCUAUAGAUCAGAGCAUGGAGCUGCUGCAGGCCCUGCUGAACUAUGAAACCAGAGAUCCGCUCAUCCUGUGCUGUGUGCUCAGCAACAUCUACGCCCUCUUCCCGUUUGUCAUCCACAGACCACAGUUCCUGCCGCUGGUCCUCGCCAAGCUGUUUAAGGCCAUAGCAUUUGAAACUGAAAUGGACAUGUCAUCUUGGACUCGAGCUGUAAAGAACGUGAGGAGACACGCCUGCUCUUCUAUCAUAAAAAUCUGCCGGGACUACCCACAGUACCUCUUGCCUUGCUUUGACUCRUUUUACAGCGAUGUAAAAGCUAUGUUUUCAGGCARCGUAGUGCUGACUUACCUGGAGAAGAGCGCACUAGUAGAAGCUCUGGUGCUCAUCUCUAACCAGAUUAAAAACUUCGAAAAGCAAAAGACUUUUAUAAACGAACUUUUGGCUCCAGUGAUUGCAGAGUGGACUUCGGAGGAGAUGAAAAUUGUGAUUUGGGACCCUGUCAAGUUUCUAUCCUUUGUUGGAGCUGAUCAAGUCGUCACUGAUCAAAAUGCAGACACAGAUGCAGCCAGCAGUAACAGAUGGCGAUUGAGUUUCUGUCUGUCCGCAAUGUUGGGAGUGCUGAGGCGUUCACGCUGGCCUGCAGACCUAGAAGAAGCCAAAGCUGGGGGUUUUGUGGUGGGUUACACCUCUGCUGGAGCCCCCAUCUACAGAAACCCCUGUGCUGCACAGUUCCUGGACUUUUUGCCCAACCUACUGGCUCUAGUAGGGACUCAAAACUCCUUGUUCAUACCAGAGAACAUGGCUCAUCUCAGYGAGACUUUCUCUAAAGUCUUCGAUGUGACCGAAGCAGAAAAAAACAUKAUUCUAAGACUCUUUCAGCCACCUCUGGAUAUUUAUGGCUCUCCUGUGCGCAAAACCAGCUUAGAGCGAAUGCAGGGAUUUUUCUGCUCAUUAUAUGAGAGUUGCUUCCACAUCCUGGGCACUGCAGGUCCAGCCCUGCAGCAGGAGUUCUACACUAUUGACAAGUUGUGUGAAUUAAUAACAGGGUCUGUUUUUACCUCCCUCGACCACAUAACAGACAGCAGGUUUYGCCUAGUGCUUCGACUAUUUUUGAAGCUGCUGGUGCUCUCCUGUCCUUCAGAGUACUUUGAGAGUUUACUAUGCCCUCUGCUGGGCCCUCUGUUCUCCUACAUGUUGCAGAGGCUUAACGCCAAGUGGGAGAUGAUCAGCCAGAGGACAUCUAUAAAUGGAGAAGAUGAGGAGGAACAGGAGCUYUGUCAGGACAGUCAGGUGGCGCAGGAGAUGUUGGAGGAGGAGGUUUUACGGCUGCUCACYAGGGAGGUUUUGGAUCUUCUCUCCAUCAGUUGUAUCCUUAAAAAAGUGCCUGAAUCAGCAGCAAAUAAAGAGGAAAUUGAUGAAGAAGAUGUGAUGAUGAUGGAUUCAGCACAGAUGGGACCUUCUACGCAGCCCACAGAGGAGCUGACUGAACUUGGAAAGUGUCUGAUCAAAGAUGAGAGCACCUGGAUGUCACUGUUGACGCUCGCUUUUACCUCGCUGUCGUGGAAUGACGCCACUAAUUGUCAUCGCACUGCUUCCACGGUCUGCUGGACGCUUCUGCGUCAGGCUGUUGAUGGGAACCUCCUUCCUGAAGCAGUCAGCUGGAUUUUUACCAGCGUUCUCAAAGGACUUUUUAUUCACGGGCAGCAURAAGUCUGCAACACUACGCUCACUCAUCUGGCCAUUCUCAUCUAUGAAAACCUGCGUCCUCGCUACGCAGAGCUGAGAACAGUGAUGACCCAAAUCCCAAACAUCAGGAUUGAAGCUCUGGACCAGUUCGAUCAAAGGCUUUUGGGUAGUAAAAGCCAGCGGCUUGGAGAGAAGAAGAMGAAGGAACARUUCAGGAAGCUCAUUGCAGGAGUUGUCGGGAAAGCUCUGUGCCAGAAGUUCAGGAAGGAGGUUCAUAUCCGCAAUCUMCCAUCGCUCUUUAAAAAUCCAAAGCAAGACACGGAUAUAGUGGAGACUGAGUCACUGGGCCUCGCAGCUCUGUUYGCCCCUGAGAAUGACGCUCUGUAGGAAGGAACAAACGGACUCGGUACCGACUGCAAACGGACUUGUGCGUACAAAUCUUUCCCCCGAUUCAGUGUGAUGCUGCCCAACAAAUCUCUCAACUCAUCUGUUCAGUAGGUCGUCUCUUCCAACUCACCAAGCCUCAAAAUCUGUUCACAAUCUCCAUGUACGACGCAGUUCCACUGUCUACGUUGUAAAUGUUUUUUUUACUCGACUCCCUUCUCUAUACAAUUUAAAAACGGGAAAAGUUUCUUCUGUGAGGCUGUUCUAGAAAACAAGUAUUUAUUUACUGGAAAUUUGAUUCUCAGCUGUAACUUACUCAGACAUUUCUGCUUUCCAUAACUUUAUUUGGCUUUUUUUUUUUUGUUAUUUUAAUAGGCUAUAACUACACACUACCGUAGAGUUCAGGAAUACGACUGAGAGCCGAGCAGCAGUUUCUAUUUUCAGAAAAGUAAUUUGCAUCUAAUGAUAACUUAAAUAAGCAAAGUCUGUGCAGGAGCUAGCCGCAGUGGGAGCCUGUAAUGAUUCUGUGAGGAAACGAGUACAGAUCUGUACUCCAAAUGCUUUUUAUCCCCCUUAAAGGUAUAAAUAGGAUGUAAUAUAGUUCUUAAAGAUGCGUGCAAGCAGAUGCAUUGUCACAAUGCAGCUGCUGGAUCUAGGGAUGAAUUAUAAAUAGGGGAAAAAACGUAGUCAAUUUCUUAUGCACGGUUCUGUUGACAAGUUAGUUUUUAACUGRACGAGCUUUCAGCGUUUUGAAGGAUCACAACUAUUUCUCGUGUUCAAUGUUGUUCUUUGGAAGCGGGGUGGGGUGGGGGUACUUUAAGAUAUCCUAAACUGUAAAUGGUUAAUGUAAUUGCAUAUAAGCGCAGCUGUCUAUUUUCUAAAUCUUACCAGAUGGUUAAGCUAAUAUGGGGUUCGCUGUUCUGCCAGCUCGUCRUAUCAGAACAACUUGUACGGCCCUGGAACGGAUCAGAGCUGCUUAUGAAGAACGAGGGAAUAAAUGGUUCAAAUAUUACAUCCACAUGUUGUGCCAAAACACUGUCUGUGGAUUUAUGAGCAGAAGUCUACUUGUAGUAAAUGACAAACAAUUAAAAAAUGGACUGAGCAACUAAUGCGUAGCUUAAUCCAAGUUUUUAGUUGUAUUUUUGUCCUACUGUUGUUUUUCAUUUAACGUUUUUUUUUUUUUUUAUAUGUGAUGCUUGGGAAGAAUGCACUACAUUCCUUCUUUGUCCAAGGUUGUUUUAAAGUGUUUUGUUUUAGAUGUAUUUUUUUUCCUGUUACUAUUAUAGAGCUGUCGUGUCAGAUAAAUUUUUUUUUGUUUUAUUUUGUUUUAAAAACUAUUACGUAGUUUCAGACCAAAAAUCCUAAUAGCUGUUUUAGGUUGUGUUAUUCCUCCUCUAAUUUUAUUCAUGUUGACAAAUAUACAUAUCGGAAGCUUCUUUCAUUGAAAAUUAAACCCCAUACGUUCCUAGAAAAUAAACAUUUCAGCCUUUUUUUUUCUUUUCGCCAAUUUGUUAAAUUGUGUUUGAGAUGUUAUUUUUCCACAUGUGGCAAGGUAAUGUGCUUGUUCAACACUAAAUCUUUUUGUACAAAAGAUGAAAAGGUGUUUUUUUAAAGUUUGGUGUUAUAUAUUUUUGUCACACAUGACAACUGUUUGUUUCUAAUUAAAGAUUUAACAUUGUCCAAAGAAAAA